CGCGCCCGCGACACCGCCGCUGUCGUUCACGGUCCGCCGGCGCGAACGGAACUGUUCGCCGACAACCCGGGCCCGCCCGAUCGCGUUCUCGGACGUCGCGAGUGUUCCCAUCGUGUUUUGUCCGCCGCCGUCGUCGUCAGCCCCGGGCCCGGUAUCGAAACAAUAGCGAAGUUCGUCGCGAUCCGGUCGCCGGUGCCGUUUGUCGGGAUAAUAGUAUCGAUAACCGCGAUCCGCGAACAAAUCAAUCCGUCGUGUGUCACCGGAUCAGCGAGAACGACGAGCGACCGAGCACUCACGUGGAGGUGAAAUCUCGUAGCUGAAGUAAACCGUACCGGAGAAAAUGGGAAACAAUUAUAGAAUGUUGUAAACAUGAUUCAAAAAACGACGAAUCCGUGAUUUAAUGGCAUUCACCGCGACUAAAUCAUCGUUACCGCAUGGCGUCUAAUAAGCAAGUACGCUGCGUUUCGUUGGCCAUCGGAACUACUCACGGCCUCGUUCAGAUAUCGAUCAGACCGUUUUUCGAACAGACGAAAACAAGUACAUGAAUUUACUCAACAAAUUUGCGUUGCAAUCACAUUCGGAAUAAAAUCCACAAAAUCUUGGUCGAGCUAUAUCGGUUUCGCGUUGAUAGGGGCGGACAAUGAACUUUUCGCUGGCCGAAAACGACACGGGAAAACUGGUCGGGAACGCGACCGACGGUGGCCGUAACGAUGAACUGUUCAAAAACGUACAUCUCACCGACUACCUGUUGAUCGUGUUGUUCUGCCUGGUCAUACUGACGACGGUGGUGGGCAACACGUUGAUCAUAUUCGCCGUGUUCACGACCAGGCGACUGCGGACGGUGACGAAUUACUUCGUGACAUCGCUGGCAGUGGCCGAUUGGCUGGUCGGCACGUUCGUCAUGCCCAUAGCUGCGGUCUAUCACGUUAUGGGCACUUGGACGUUCGGACGUUUGAUAUGCGACAUUUGGGUGUCGCUGGACGUGUGCCUGUGCACCGCGUCCAUACUCAGCCUUUGCGCCAUAUCGAUAGACCGGUAUUUCGCCAUCACGAAGCCCCUGCGGUAUUCGAAAAAACGGCGGUCGAAAAGGCUCGCGUCGCUCAUGAUACUGGUCGUGUGGCUCGUCUCGCUGGUCAUCACGUGCGCUCCGCUCUUCGGCUGGUACGACGAGAACCGUCACAGCAACCACGGCUGUACGUACAACCAGAACCAGGCGUACGUGGUGUUCUCGGCGAUGGGCUCGUUUUUCUUACCGCUCAUAGUUGUCGUUUACGUUUAUUUAAAAAUAUCCUGCGUGAUCGCGGAACGGCACAACAAACUGGAAGCGCUCAACGGACAAAAGCUGAAGAUAUCGCGGUACAGCCACGAGUCGAUGGAGAGGCCGCCGGUGGAAAUGGACGAGAUCGUGCGCAUCAGCUUGCGCAGAGGUGACGAUUGCCGGGUGUCGCUGAAGCGCGAGAACAAGACCGCCCAGACGCUGUCGAUCGUGGUGGGCGGCUUCAUAGCAUGCUGGCUGUUCUUCUUCGUCGUCUACCUGAUCACGCCGUUCGUGCCUCAAACGACGAUACUGCCGGACAUGUUGAAGUGGCUCACGUGGUUGGGUUGGAUAAACUCGGCCAUCAACCCGUUCAUAUACGCGUUCGUCAGCCCAGACUUUCGCAUGGCGUUCUGGCGGUUGACGUGCAGCUACUGCGCCGGCCACAAGCCCAACCCGAACGCGCCACACAACCGAUUCGUCAUCAGGUACAGCAACUACUCGCGGAACCAAGUGUAACCUGCGGACCAGGAUCGGCGGAAGGAGACGGGGCCGAACGUGAUUUUGUCGGUUUUCACGGUGGACGGGGGAGGUUUAAUUAAAAUAAAAUAUUUUUAAAAAAAAAACGUUUAUCACGAGAUGAUGACACGUGUGUAAUAUUAAAUAAAUACUGUGUGUGCAACUAUGCGUAUAUCGACGUGUUUGUCCGUGUAAUACGAUAUUAUUAUGUAUUUAGUGACGAGCGAGUCCGGACUGGAUGUUACGACGGAUAUGUAAAAUGACAAAUUGUUUUUUGUUUUUCGUUUCCCCCCCCCCCCCCCCAGUACAGUACGACAGUCGGCACGAAUCUAAAAGUUAAAAUACGUACGUUUCGAUGAAUUAAUAUGUUUUCCAGUUCCACGGUCUUCCGGAUCGAACCGCGAUAUCAAACUUAACACCAACGGUAUUAUAUGACGGCAAUGAUGACGUGCCGCAAGGUAAACCGUCCAAAACAAAUCUGAAACGUUAAGGUUGUGCGUCGAUGCACAGAUCGAUGAGUUCUGUUUGGCGUACGUGGUUCGAUUCGAAGUUCUUGACGACGUUCCAUACACUUCGAACACGUUCAGGUACGAGUUUUGGUUUUUCACGUAACUCGUCAAAUAUUUUUCGACUUUUUUUCUACCAUCGCAAAUAAUUUCGAAACUGUCCGUUUAACGAAUUACAUGGGCGACACGCGUGCCAAAUACACGACAUGUUGGUUAGAUUUCAAUGGCACGUGAAAAAAAAAAAAAUGAUUUAAAAUAUAGAAAACCCGCUGAGUCAGGGCUGUUGCUAAACAAUUAUUUCGAUUCGACACGGAUGCUUGGUAUACUUAUUCAUACAUACGUGUCUAAGCACUUGGAACGUUUUGAGUACCGAUUCAAUCGCAACAUGUGACUUGAAAAAGGCCGUCCCGGGCUUAAAACGUAAACCGAAAUCGUGUUCAACGUUAACGAUUUCGUCCUGACCAGCACGGUUUAGUUUAUUAGUCCUGGAAUAGAAUCGCGAAUACGUGCAGGUGGCAUUAAAUAUCCAUUAGACAAUGGUGUCUUGGCACUUGUUUAACACUCGCCGAUCGUUCCAACAAGACUUUGCCCGAAACUUCUUCUAUUAUCGACGUGCAGGUGUUCCCCAUCCAUCCGACCGUCGUGCCGAAUGUUUUCCUCUACGUUGGUCGAAACGCGUAUAACACCAAAGUGAUCGUUGAAAAUCGCGUACAACAAUUAUUGCCGAGUGAUUUUCAUUCGAUUUGUACUACUGUCGUUUAAAAAGAAUCGUCAGGCUUCCUAAGGCGUCUAGAAAAUUAGGAUUCGACCAACAGUUCUUAAAUGGUUUUACAUCACACCAUAUUCGAUCAUCAUCAGGUAUCAUUUAUUGCUACGCGAUUACUUGUUAACGACACUACACGUUUGGGUAGCGCGAAAAUUAACCGUUUCUUUUCCGUCGUAUUAUACAUCGUAGUGGUGUUUGCGGGUUUUUCUGUUAAAAAUCCAUCGCCGUAACAAACAUCUCCGUGCAACAAUGAUUUUUUUAUUGAUUUUUUUCCCAAUAAUAUUCGCGAACAAUUUCCGGUCUGUUGUAUUCUUAUAACGCAUCUGGUACAUUAUUUUAUAACCAGGGUUCGGAAGUUAUAGGAGUUGGGUAUUGUUCUGUAUGCUCUCGAUUUAUAGCAGACCAAGCUAGAAAUCGGAACUAAAAAAUGUUGAGUUUAAACAUUAAAAAUUAAAAAAGUCAUAUUUUGCAUAA
Sipha flava (yellow sugarcane aphid) is the source of this 3520-nucleotide messenger RNA. RefSeq names its product tyramine receptor 1-like. Gene Ontology annotation, cellular component: membrane. NCBI's taxonomy places the organism in Eukaryota, Metazoa, Arthropoda, Insecta, Hemiptera, Aphididae. The transcript is spliced from 11 exons. Gene Ontology annotation, molecular function: G protein-coupled receptor activity. Gene Ontology annotation, biological process: adenylate cyclase-activating adrenergic receptor signaling pathway. Bases 641 to 1774 code for a protein of 377 amino acids. The record is from RefSeq and is a predicted model, not a curated record.